Molecule: messenger RNA, 195 nt
Organism: Colletotrichum siamense
Lineage: Eukaryota; Fungi; Ascomycota; Sordariomycetes; Glomerellales; Glomerellaceae
Exons: 4
Coding region: 1-195 (64 amino acids)
Source: RefSeq, a predicted model, not a curated record
AUGACUCGAAGUGUGAUUCGAACAAAAGUUGUCGGAUGGAGGGUUUCCAAAAGACGCCGUUGUUUUUGGCGUACGGGACUUCAUGCACUGAUGAGCACAUUUGCGGCGCAUUUGGAUAACGGACUGAAGCUUGCGUGGAAACGCUCGCAACAUUGCAAAGGAUUCGCAUUCGCCCAGAAUAGAACGAACUGCUAA